This is a messenger RNA of Prunus armeniaca (apricot), 1308 nucleotides long. The record is from the annotation of a GenBank genome assembly. NCBI's taxonomy places the organism in Eukaryota, Viridiplantae, Streptophyta, Magnoliopsida, Rosales, Rosaceae.
AUGCCCGACUUCCUGAAGGAAUUCUUCCCAGUUGUCUAUCAGAAAACUCAACAGCCAGGGCUUGACAGCAAUUACUGCAAAUACGAUAACCAAGGCCUGCAAUUGUACAUCUUCUCUCUACCUCGCUGCUUUAACCUCAACCUUCGCUGCAUCUUACACAACCAGAACGCUAGGCCGAAAGCUAACCAUGUUCAUUGCUGGGAUUUUCUUUAUAGUGGGAACAGUUUUCAAUGCUGCAGCUCAGAACCUUCUCAUGCUUAUUAUUGGCAGGAUCUUGCUGGCAUGUUUGAGAGCCGGUUUGGGAGUGUUUCUGUAGCAAGCUGUGCCACUGUUCCUUUCGGAGAUUGCACCAACAAGAAUCCGUGGGGCACUAACGUUCUCUUCCAGCUCAAUGUCACCAUCGGCAUUCUUUUUGCAAACCUUACCAAUUAUGGCACUUCCAAAAUUGCAGGGGGAUGGGGAUGGAGGCUAUCAUUGGAUUUAGCUGGCGUUCCUGCAGCUAUGCUAACCUUGGGGUCUCUGGUUGUAGUAGACACUCCUAAUAGUUUGAUUUCUCGUGGUAAGCUGGAAGAAGGCAAAGCAGCUCUUAAAAAGAUUAGGGGAGUUGACAAUGUUGAACCAGAAUUCUUAGAGAUUGUUGAUGCAAGUCGUGUGGCUAAAGAAGUAAAGCAUCCCUUCAGAAAUCUCCUUCGGAGGAAGAACAGGCCUCAAUUGGACAUUGCCAUUUUGAUGCAGGUGUUCCAGAAAUUUACUGGCAUUAACGCAAUCAUGUUCUACGCUCCGGUUUUGUUCCAAACCUUGGGAUUUGAGAGUGAUGCUUCCUUGUACUCAGCUGUUAUAACAGGAGCUGUCAAUGUCCUCUCCACUCUUGUCUCAAUUUACUUUGUUGACAGAGCUGGUCGCCGUGCACUCUUGUUAGAAGCUGGCAUCCAAAUGUUCUUGUCUCAAUUGGUGGUUGCAAUAGUGAUGGGACUCAAAGUUAAGGAUAAUUCUAACAACUUUAAUCAGGGGUUGGCGGUUCUUGUAGUAGUCAAGGCUCGCUCAGCUGGCCAUAGUGUGGCUGUUUGUGUCAACAUGCUCUUCACCUUUGUUAUAGCACUGGCCUUCCUCUCAAUGCUUUGCCACAUGAAGUUUGGUAUUUUCUUGUUCUUCACAUCUUGGGUCUUCGUCAUGAGACUCUUUGUACUUUUCUUAAUUCUUGAGACCAAGGAUGUCCCUAUUGAAGAGAUGACAGAAAGAGUCUGGAAACAUUGGUUCUGGAAAAGAUUCAUGGAUGACGGUGAAGAUAAAGCCAAGGGGCAUGCUUGA